AUGACUUCAAAUGUAAACUAAGAAAUACCUGGAUGUCUUAAACAACCUCGUACUUUGACCUCACCUGGCUUAUCACUUAGGAAAAGAAGACUUUCAUAAGCCGUUCACAAAAAGAGCCCUCUGCAAAGCAAGUGGAAGUUUAUAUAGUGAAGGAUCAUCAAAAACACUCACUGAAGCAGAGGAAGGUACUGCAUUUACAGUGGAGUGUUUCAAAUGUUAGAAUUCGGAAUGAGGAAAAGACCAUCUUACCUCAAUUUGUUUGUGUCUCAAGGCUGUUCAGUGAGUUCUUCUCUGUAACGGCUGACAAGCCCCAUCAUGUCAGAGAGCGGUUUGUCAGAGUGUGCAGGUACACAAAGCCUAGCUUCCUGACAAAGACGGGUGUGCAUGUGUGGGAUUCAAUUACCCUAAAUCUUCUCAGCCAGACAGAUGGCGUUAUGCUUUUAAUCAUCGCCACUUCCUAAGGACUUGAACAGAGGAGAAAGAAAAUAAAAAGACUUUUGAGGAUACGUGAAAAGAAUAAACUGAAACAUUUAAGCAAAUCUCAACCAGAUCUGCCGAAGAUGCCACUUAAAGCAUCACCGCACAGAAAACCAGCCUCCGGUCAUUGGCCCAGCAGGAAUUCCAAGCGGAAGGAAGUGCUGUCUGUUAACAUGAUUAGCCUACCACUGGCUGAUUUCCGCCACAUCACUCAUAUUGGGAACAAUACCGACAGCUUUGGAGAUCUGUCUUUUCUAAAGCUGGAACACAGCCUGCUUUUACAAAGUUCCCAAAGUGAGCAGAACGUCUUUCUGACCUGCUCACCACCUCCAAAGCCCCCUCGCAUGAAUCUGAAUGAGAGCGAGCGCAGAGAGAGCCCUGACUUGUCUGUGAACCACCAGCACAAUAACUCCCAGAAAAGGAAGAAAUGCAGUUCUAUGCCCCUGCUGGACAGCGAAAAAGGAGACACGGGUGCUGAAAAAGAGGAUGGGUACCAAAGAGGGAAUAAUACUUCUUCCAAUCAGACUCACAGCCUCAGAUGGGGCAGCACAGGUUCGGAAAGGGAUGAGGACUUUACAGAUACCUGUGACAAAACUACUGGACAACAGAAGGAUGAGGACAGCAGCUUUUCAUUCAGCCUCGACCUGGGCCCUUCAAUCCUUGACGAUGUCCUUCAGGUGAUGGACAAACUGCACGAUUAAACGAGAUCAGCCAAGUGUGACAGAGAGGCUUUACUAAAGGUUUGGAAUAUGGAGAGGAAUAAGGGCCUCUGCUUGCCACCAUUCCAGUUUGGGGACACGCUCUUGAUUUAAAGAACAAAACAAUAUCUGAAUAUGAUAGUUAUGUUCAGAUAAAUCUGAGGAUAUUUGCUUUUUUUUUUUUUGUUUGUUUGCAGAAUCCCAAACAAUAACAAAUAAGCCACAGACGAACACAGCAUUUAUGAAAUGAGGGAGUGUGAUUCUGGAGGACACACAAACAAAGUUAAUGCUCUCGAAGCAAUCACCCUUCACAGAGGCAGAGCCAGUGUUUAAGUUAAUAAUUACAUUUUGUCUCACGUUAAACUAAGAGCUUGACAUUUUCAACCGUUUUUACAUUCCCCCUUAGCUAUUUUAAUUCUUCAAACCACACAUCACAGCACUGACGACUGCUGUUAAGACUUGAGAUUGUUGUGUUUAAGAAAAGAAAAGCUACGACUCGAAUCCAAGGUCCUUGAGCUGUGAUGCCUUGGCGUGCUUGCCAAUCUGUUGUGUGCAGAGGGCAAUUUUUACUCCGCACGCAUCCGAGAGGCCCCACUCAAAGGUAGACCAAGGUACCCCCCAUCUCUCAUUCCCAACAAGGCAGUGAAAACAAACACUUAGCCCUGCUUCCAAUAAAAACCAGUCAGUGGUGGCAGUUUGGGCUGCAGACCAAGCUAGGCCACAGGUCCAAGACCUCAGAACAAGAAAAAAAAAAAAAAGGCCAAGGCAGGCUGUUUUCUUAGCUGCAAAUCAGCGUUCAAUGCUCUGGUGAGUAGUGCACGAGAAGGAAAGUGGUAAAGAGUAACUUGAUACUUCCACAUAUGCAGGGGGUGUUGAGGGAGGAGGAAGUCCAGAAACAUCAUUACUGCAGCAAAAGUCCUGAUGAGGGUUUAAACACUACAUUCUACCCAAAUAGACCCCUGACACGCAAAAAUACACGCUGCAUCUCAUACGCUGGCGCACGAGUAAAGAGAAGCACGCAUGUGAGUCCGUGUUCGCACACAUGGUCAAGCUGAGGUUUAUGUAUACAUUUGCCUCAGAUCUAUGGAGGAGAGAGCUGGGACAGAGGCUCGGUUUGUCUUAGCUGGGGAGACACCAGGAUAAGAUGUGGGACAAAACCCAGAAGAAGUCAAAUUCCUACGAGCCCCAUGGGUCAUUGUACAAAAUCUAGAAACCAAAAUGUGUUGCUUCAAGCAAUAAAUUUAGAAUUUUAUAUGAGUCCAAACAGAAACAGCACUGUUUGUGGGAACAUUUGUGUAUAUGUUUCUUGUAUAUUUUUGCCAAUAACACAAUGUGAACACAUUG
Molecule: messenger RNA, 2519 nt
Organism: Archocentrus centrarchus (flier cichlid)
Lineage: Eukaryota; Metazoa; Chordata; Actinopteri; Cichliformes; Cichlidae
Product: cdc42 effector protein 3
Exons: 2
Coding region: 561-1178 (205 amino acids)
Biological process (GO): Rho protein signal transduction; regulation of cell shape; positive regulation of pseudopodium assembly
Cellular component (GO): plasma membrane; cytoskeleton; cytoplasm
Molecular function (GO): small GTPase binding
Source: RefSeq, a predicted model, not a curated record